Messenger RNA from Soboliphyme baturini, 690 nucleotides. The record is from the annotation of a GenBank genome assembly. Lineage: Eukaryota; Metazoa; Nematoda; Enoplea; Dioctophymatida; Soboliphymatidae.
AAUCUUUCGCCGCCACACACCGGCGAGUCACAGCCGCCGCCGAUGAAGCCUCCAAAGCCGAAACGGUCUGUCGCACACCACGCGAUGACGACAGCCAGCUAUGACGAUAGUGGUGGUGACACGGCGAUGUCGUCGUUCUCUUCUGACUUCGACCGGCUGUGUGAUCCGAACUUCUAUCUGGGCUUCACGGCCGACGAGGAGGCAAUAUCCGCCGAAACGAGUGCAGGCGACGGUCUUCAAGAACCAGUGCAGACUUCACCAACGGAUGUAGUAGCGGCGACGGCGUCACACAGGCAACAGCCGCCGUUCGAAGACGCCCAAGUAGAAAUCGAAGGCGAAGACAAUGAAGGAGUGAAGAAGUCAUGGCCCACCUCAACUUCUCACAACAACGAUGGAGCAGCAUCGUUCGAAAAUGGUGCUGGUGGCGGCGGCGACAGUCACAAUACUUCGGCGACUGCGAUGAGUUCAGCUGCUGCUCCUCUAACUCAGUCUCGUUCGUAUCGAUUCGUCGAGUUGCGGCCCUCCGCCUCGGCGGAUUCACACCAGCUGGACCGUUCCUACCACGCAGUUUCAGCGGCUUCCGUAAAACCGACGAACGCCAAUUUCGCCGCUGACUUCACCGAUCCAACCGACCGAAACGCGAUCGUUGCUACCGGUCGAUACAGCCGAGGCGAUGCCGAUGACGGCUAA